Messenger RNA from Trichomonas vaginalis G3, 849 nucleotides. RefSeq lists its product as uncharacterized. The coding region runs from base 1 to 849 and encodes 282 amino acids. NCBI's taxonomy places the organism in Eukaryota, Parabasalia, Trichomonadida, Trichomonadidae. The record is from RefSeq and is a predicted model, not a curated record. The transcript has a single exon.
AUGGCAACUCAAUUUAAUCAAAUUCACCCAUCUGCUUUAGAGACGAAGAAUAAAGAAGCGAAAAGUUGUCUCGAUGCAUGUGUCAAAGGCUUUUUCAUCAAUGGAGAAGGAAAAGAAAUCAAUAUUAAUAAUUUAUUAAAUAAUUGCUUAGCAAAUACGAAAGCAUAUGCUCCAGAUUAUCAAUUUCAUGUAAUACCUGUUGGUGGAGAAGACUGUAAGAUAGAAAUUAGAAACGAAUCUAUAUUAGAUGCUGUAUAUAGAUUAGUAAUUACAGAAGGACGUCAAAAUGUCUGUGCACUAAAUGCCGCUAAUGCCUUUUACCCAGGUGGAAGUUUCCGUACGGAAGCACGAGCUCCAGAAGAGACGCUUUGCAGAAGUUCUGCAUUAUAUUAUUCGCUUAUUCAAAAACCAGAGUAUUAUGAUUACAAUAUGAUGAAAGGCUCAAAAGCAGCUUCGAAUUACAUAAUAUAUAGUCAAGAUUGUCCAACUUGGAAAGUUGGAAAUUACAAAGUUCUCAAUGAACCAUUUUUGGUUUCUUAUAUAUCGUCCUCUCCUGUAGAUCGUUGGGGGUCAAAGCCAGAAGACGAUGAAAAGCUCAACGAAAUGAACGACGAAAGAAUUAAAUCAAUUUUACUUUGUGCAAUUGAAAACGGAGUUAAAAACCUUGUUCUUGGAGCUUAUGGGUGUGGAGCAUACAGAAAUGAUCCGGCAGUUAUAUCAGAAACUUUUAGAAAAUAUUUAAUCGACCAAAAUCUCAAAAGUCAUUUCCAGUACAUUACAUUUUCUAUUACAGGACUCUCUAGAAAUAUUGAAGCUUUCCAAAAUACCUUCCAUAUUCAUGCUGUUUAG